UAAAUCAGAGCGAGUGCACCCAUUUCAAAAAAAUAAACAAAGAAAAGCCAAACCAAGCAGAAGAAGCACACACUUCAAAAGCAGAUGCAACACACCAAAUUCAGUAAAAAACUGAGUUCCUUCACUCUGUUCCCAUGCAUCCGAUUCUAGAAACGGUUGGUGUCUGCAUCAUUCUCCAGUGUCAGAUGAAUUCUCCUGACAAAUCGUCGGUUCCUUUUGAUUGACCAAACCAACCGUUUGAUUUAAUCAACCAAAUGAAGCCCUCCACCAAGCAUUUCCAGAAGCUCCAAUCAAACAAAACCGCGAAACCUCGGAAACAUAACCGUUACCUCCGAAAGAUCGCGAACGUGUUGCGUUACGCCGAGAUGUGCGUUGUUCUGGUCUUGGUUUCGAGGCUCUCCAUCAACCUACCAUCCACUCUCAGAAACUCAACCGAGUAUUUCCGCAACUUCAUGGGUAGUCCUCGUUUUGUGUUUUUCCUCGGAAACGUCAUAAUCAUAACGUUGUUCGCGCAAUCGGGUCACUUUUCUAAUCACUCUUCGGAUAAACCAUCGCCAGAACCCGAUCUGUAUCUCGAGUUUCUCCAGAACAGCACCAUCAAACCAACACUUGUUGUUCACAGCAACACUCGUAAAGCAAAAGGUCAGAAAAUUGAUCCCACCAAAACAGAGACUGGUUUGGAGACGGUGAAGAAGGAUUACAGAAGGUGUCGAUCGGAGAUGGUAGAGCGCGUGGUGGAGAAUGAGAAACCGGCGCGCGUGUUGCGGAGGUGUGAGACUGAGAAAGUGGUCGGCGACGUUGAUUCGUACCCUGAAGAUGGGAUGAGCAACGACGAGUUUCGUUGCAAGAUUGAGGCUUUCAUUGCUCGGCAACAGAGGCUACGAACGCAAGAAUAAAAGUGUGUUAAUUUGGUUAAGAAAAAAGUUUGUAUAUUGGUUCUACUAUUGGGUGAAGAGUGAAAAAAACUAUACAUGCAAUGUUAUUUAAUAAACAAACUAAAUAUGUGAUGUAUAGAUAAGUUGUAAUAAGUAGAGCUUAAAGGAAAGUGAGUAAAUUAUAUAUUGUUUUCAUCUUAGAAUUAAUAUAUCGCAUGUAUUUAACUUUUUCUUAA
Molecule: messenger RNA, 1111 nt
Organism: Vigna unguiculata (cowpea)
Lineage: Eukaryota; Viridiplantae; Streptophyta; Magnoliopsida; Fabales; Fabaceae
Source: RefSeq, a predicted model, not a curated record